UGGGAAAUAGGUUUAACCAGAGUUUUAAAUUAUCUCGCGUUGCUAUUUCUUUUUCAUUUGUGGCCAGAUUUGUUUUUCGCCGCUACGUUUUACUUGCAUUGAAUUUUAGCCACACGAGGAGCAAAUGCGUUUGCAUCCUGACUAUGCUGACCUGGCAGCUCUUCAAGAGUCUGAAGAGACCAGGAAGUCCUCUAGGAAGGAGAUUCUGAUUGUUCAACCAUAUAUGAAGCAUCCUUUGCAAAACAGGUGGACUCUCUGGUUUUACAAAAAUGAUAAAAAUAAGCCCUGGCAGGCAAAUCUUCGUCUUGUUACUAAAUUUGACACCGUGGAGGAUUUUUGGGCAUUGUACAAUCACAUUCAACUUGCCAGUAGGCUGAUGUCAGGUUGUGAUUACGCUGUCUUUAAGGAUGGUAUUGAACCCAUGUGGGAAGACAACAGAAACAAAUGUGGUGGAAGAUGGUUAAUCACGCUGUCCAAGCAGCAAAGAAUGCUGGAACUAGAUCAAUACUGGCUAGAAACAUUGCUAUGUCUUAUUGGAGAAGCUUUUGACGAUUAUAGCAAUGACAUAUGUGGUGCGGUAAUUAAUGUCCGAGCAAAAGGGGAUAAAAUAGCAAUAUGGACCUGUGACACAGAAAAUGAAGAAGCAGUUUUACACAUAGGAAAAACCUACAAGGAAAGGCUUGGUCUUCCCAUGAAGGUUGUGAUUGGUUAUCAAGCGCAUGCAGACACUGCAACAAAGAGUGGAUUGGGAGUUAAAAACAAAUUUGUUGUUUGAGCAUUUUUUUCACCAAGCUUUAAAGCUGUGUAAAUGAACUUGUUUAAUUUGUGCAGUUGAUUUGGGAGACUCUGUAUAGUUUUACCAAACUUGGCUGUUGGAAUGAUUUUUGAAGAAAAAAAUUAAAUAUAUUUGU
Molecule: messenger RNA, 911 nt
Organism: Chiloscyllium plagiosum (whitespotted bambooshark)
Lineage: Eukaryota; Metazoa; Chordata; Chondrichthyes; Orectolobiformes; Hemiscylliidae
Source: RefSeq, a predicted model, not a curated record